Formica exsecta is the source of this 3051-nucleotide messenger RNA. Its product is annotated as aminopeptidase Ey-like. The record is from RefSeq and is a predicted model, not a curated record. Gene Ontology annotation, molecular function: peptide binding; zinc ion binding; metalloaminopeptidase activity. Bases 66 to 2768 code for a protein of 900 amino acids. The transcript is spliced from 13 exons. Gene Ontology annotation, biological process: proteolysis; peptide catabolic process. Gene Ontology annotation, cellular component: cytoplasm. NCBI's taxonomy places the organism in Eukaryota, Metazoa, Arthropoda, Insecta, Hymenoptera, Formicidae.
UGUGCCAGAUAUGUGAAAUUUGUUAGUUUUUAGUGAUCUUUGGAAAAGAUACCUAUGAUAAGAGAAUGAUAUUCCUAAGACUGUUAUUAAACAGCGGUCUAAUAUUCAUAAUUGGAGAAGCAUUUUUUACGGAAAGGGAAAGGGAAGUGAAACAUGAUCCGGACCCAAUGACAUUCUUACAAAAUGACGUAACACCGCUGCACUAUGAUAUAUAUAUCGAAUUACAACAAUUUUUGGAGGUAGAACCAAAAAUCUUUUCUGGCAAAUGUAUUAUAUACAUCAAGAUCGAUAUUCAAUUAGAAUUCAUAACUUUACACGCACAAAAACCACAUAUAGAAAUACAAUAUAUAUAUCUGGUCGAAAGACACUCAAAUAAAACCUAUGUCGGAAUGCAUAAAUACGAUAAAAAAAAGGAUACUCUCUACAUUUUUCUUCAAGAGGAUAUAUUAAGCGGAUAUUACUCUUUGCAUAUAUCAUUUAACGGUUCUUUAGAUGAUGAUGAAGUUUUCCUCAAAACUUUCUACAUAAAUGGUAAUGGACAGAAAAUGUGGUUAGUUGCAACGCAGACAUUUGCAGCUCGACAAUUAUUUCCAUGUUGGGACGUGCCGAUAUUAAAAGCGACAUUCAAUAUUUCUAUAAAGCAUUAUGAUUCAUAUAAAACUUUGUCGAACAUGCCAGUACAAGCAAUAACGAAAGAUAACAAUAAGAUGCAGUGGACACAUUUCAAAACUCCCGCAAUGCCCACUUAUUGUAUCGGAUUUAUACUGCACAAUUUCUUUUUUAUGCCUGAUAUAAAUCUAUGGUGUAAACCGCCAUCAUAUUACGAACUAUUGUUCGCAAAUAACGUUAUUCGAAAAAUUACAACGUACUUUGAAAAUUGGGAAACUUUCAAGAAAGUUCCAUAUAUACAACAUGUUGUAAUCCCAGGCUUUCGAUAUAACAUAUAUGACAUGGACAAAUGCAAUCUUAUUUUUUAUAGAGAAACAACUGUUAUUUAUAAUGAACGAUUUGAUCCCGUUGCUCGUAAGAUAGAGGUGGCACGUUUAAUAGCUCGCAAAAUAACAUAUCAAUGGUUGGAUAAUCAAAUCAACUCAACCUCGUCUAAUUUUUGGUUACACCAGGGUGUCGCAAUGUUACUCGGAACAAAUAUCGUUAAUAAGAGUUUUUCAGAUUUCCGUAUGAUGGAUCUGUUCGUGGUACAAAUUCAACAAGAAUCUCUCCGUUUAGAUUCUGAUCCUCAUUUUCAUCUCCCGUUUUCCUAUCACAUUAAAGCAUCUGCUAUAUUGCGCAUUUUGCAACAUAUUCUUACGGAUGAGAAGUUCCAAUAUGGCAUUGAGAUAUUUUAUAACAUGUCUACUAUAUCAACAACUCUCGAUGAUUUUUGGAAGGCUAUGCAAAAAGCUUACGAUGAAGAAAGUAGAUCCGUAUUAAAUAUAAAAGAAAAAAUGGAUCCUUGGACAAAGCUGGAACAUUAUCCUGUAUUAAUGGUUAGACAAUACCCUAACUUGAUAAUAUCGAUAGAAAAUAUCAACAGUUCAGUUUUGGAUAAAGAAUUGAACAUACUCGUAACCAUAACUAAGGAGACAGCACCUGACUUUACAGUAUCUAUGGACAAACCUUCCACAUUCUGGAUAUCUCUCUCGAAUAUUGCUACUUUUUAUUUUUUGCACGACUUGAAUGAAUGGAUAAUAGUUAAUACACAACAAAUUGGAUAUUAUCGCGUUAAUUACGAAACCAAUAAUUGGCUAAAUAUUGCGAGAUACCUGAAUAAUAUUACGCUAUAUAAGAAAAUACAUGUUCUCAAUCGUGCUCAAAUCAUCGAUGACGCAUAUUACUUCAUGAAGACAGGCCAGAUGAAUUUAUCCACAUUCUUAAACCUCACGGAAUAUCUAUCGCAUGAGACAGAUUAUGUGGCAUGGUAUCCUAUGUUUAAAGCUCUCGAAGACAUGUCCAAUAUCUUUUUAUUUUCGAGCGAAGAAAUCAAUCAUUUAAAGGAAAAAAUAGCAGAAAGUUUAUAUAAACUUCUUCAGCGUAUAACAUACAAUGAAACACCUAUCGACAACGAGCUUACAAAAUGUUUACGGCAAGAAGCCGCUAAAUGGUUAUGUGUUUUCGGUCAUCUCAAUUGCAAGAACGCAGCCCAAAUGAAAUUGAAUAAAUAUCUCAGACAUAAUGAAAGAAAUGAAAUCUUACCAUGGUGGAAAGAAUGGAUAUAUUGUAAUGGUUUGACUGUAGCAAGUACUGCUAUUUGGGAUAAAGUAUCGCAAGCAUAUACACAAAAACUUGAUAAGAAAAUAUUAAAAUUUCUUAGUUGUUCAAAAAAUCCAUUUGUUAUGAAUCAUAAAAUGCUAACAAAAGUGCCGAAAGAUCAUUUAGAAAAAAUCCAACACAAUGAUUAUAUCUUUUAUUUUCAUAAUAUUAUUGAGAAACAUGCAAGAAAUGAAAUAAUGCUUGUCCAUAUAUUAGAGAAUUUGAUGAAUAUAAAACCCAAACAAUUCAAUACGAUUACAGCGUUAAUUGAUAUUAUCAAUCACGUAUAUUCUGAGAAUGUACUUAAUACGAUAACAUCAUUCGUAGAAAAUACUUUGAUGAAAAGCGAAUUAACAAUCAUUACUGAAAUGGUUUUUAUUAACUCGGAGAUAAAUAAGUACGUGAGAACUUUAAUGAAAAAACGAAUUUUGUUUAUCCAUCACAAGAUAAAAAUACGCUUAUCUCAAAUCAAGAGUCAGAAAAGUCGUUUCCAUUUUACAAAAAAUGGAAAACAAUGAAUGAAGAGAAUAUAAUCAAACUUGAAUUAUCAACUUAUUAAAUCCAUGAAUGAUAAAAACCAUGAUGCAUACACAUAUCCAAUCUUUAUCAUGAAGUUCUAUUUCAUUUCUGGAUAAAUGUUUAAAAAAUGAAAAGGAUUUGCGAAAUAUUUUUAAGCUCAUUUUUUAUGUAUAAGUUUUUUGUAGAAUACGAAACUGAUCAAAAAGAUUGUAGCACUAUCUCUAAAGAUGUAAUAAUAUAUAAGAAAUAUCAUUUGACAGAUAUAGAACAUUAAUAUAACAU